This is a messenger RNA of Solanum dulcamara, 1609 nucleotides long. Its product is annotated as xylan glycosyltransferase MUCI21. Gene Ontology annotation, molecular function: glycosyltransferase activity. The coding region runs from base 128 to 1567 and encodes 479 amino acids. The record is from RefSeq and is a predicted model, not a curated record. NCBI's taxonomy places the organism in Eukaryota, Viridiplantae, Streptophyta, Magnoliopsida, Solanales, Solanaceae. The transcript is spliced from 2 exons.
AUCUCUCCUCUUCUUUUCUUCUUCUUCUUAAAAAAAAAUCCAUUUUUCCUCAAUAAAUUUUCCUCUUUUAAAAUUUUUUUUAUUUUUAUUUUUUUCUUUUGGAAGUAGCAAGAACGCGCUAGUAACAAUGAAGAUUAAUAUAGUUAAAAAAAAGGGUUCAAAUUCAACAAAGGUGUUGAUUGGACUUAUGCUCUUCGUUUUGACGAUUGAAGUGUUAAGGCAAAAUCAACUUUUCUUCAACUCGAGACCUCACGAUUAUUUUAUUACCUCAACCCCUGAUGCAAUCAGUCAUCAUAAUAACCAAGGAGUAGAAAAAUCUAAGUCAAAAAUCAACUGCGAUAGGUCUCAUUAUUCCUAUGAUCUUUGCUCAAUCAAUGGGCCAACAAUUUUUGACCCAAUUAAGUCAACAUUUUAUGACAUGGACUCAACCAACAACAAGAAUGAGACAAACAUCAUAGUUGAAAAGAUUAGGCCCUAUCCAAGAAAAUGGGAGAAUUACACAAUGGGCUCAAUCAAGGAAUUCACUCUUAAUACAGGCCCAAUAGGCCCACAUUGCUUGAUCCAUCACAAAGCCCAAGCACUUGUAUUCAGUGUGGGAGGGUACACUGGUAACUUCUUCCAUGAUAUCAAUGAUGGAUUCAUUCCACUUUUUAUCACUGUUAAUUCUUUGUUUCCUAAUCAAGAUUUCAUCUUAGUAAUAUCCAAAUUGCAAGAUUGGUGGGUCCACAAGUACAAGGAUUUAUUACAAAGCUUUAGUAAACAUCCUAUCAUUAAUAUUGACAAGGAGGUUAAUGUCACACAUUGUUUCCCUAGAGUGACAAUUGGCCUUAUGUCACAUGGUUUCAUGAACAUUGACCCAAAAUUAACACCAACCUCAAAAACCCUAAUAGAUUUUCAUAAAUUUCUAGCUACCACAUAUGGCACCAGUAAGUCUCAGCGUCAGUCUCAUCAUCAGCCUCAACGUCAGUCUCAGUCUCAUCACCAGCCUCAACCUCAGUUUUCGCCUCAAAUUCAAUAUCAAUCUCGUCCUCGACUCGUCUUAGCAAGUCGUGGAGGCAGCAUCGGACGUCUGAUUCUGAACCAGGAUGAAGUAAGAUUGGUCGCGGAACAGAUAGGUUUCGAGGUACUUUUAUUCGAGCCGAAAAAAACAACAUCAUUGCAUGAAUCAUUUGGAUUGAUACACUCAAGCCAUGCAAUGAUUGGAGUUCAUGGAGCAGCGCUAACACAUGCAUUAUUUCUACGUCCUAGUUCAAUAUUCAUACAAAUUGUUCCAAUUGGAGCUGAAGGAGUAUCAGAUAUUUGUUUUGGAAAAUUAGCAAGGGAAAUGAAGUUGGUUUAUGAGGAAUACAAAAUUGGAGUUGAAGAAAGUAGCUUAAUGGAAAAAUUUGGAAAAGAAAAUAAAUUGGUGUUAAAAAAUCCAAAGGCUCUUCAAGGAAAAGGUUGGUCUCAAGAGAUUAUGGAUAUUUAUCUUAGACAACAAAAUAUUAAUUUGAAUUUAAAUAAAUUUAGAAUGUACUUAGAGAAAGCAUAUCAAAAUGCAAAAAUAUUUAAGGCUAUUAACGGUUAGUAAAUAGGGGUUGUUGAUUCUUUUCUUAAUAUAUAUACUUUU